This is a messenger RNA of Oryza brachyantha (malo sina), 3277 nucleotides long. RefSeq lists its product as uncharacterized. The transcript is spliced from 21 exons. The coding region runs from base 404 to 2665 and encodes 753 amino acids. Gene Ontology annotation, cellular component: plasma membrane. NCBI's taxonomy places the organism in Eukaryota, Viridiplantae, Streptophyta, Magnoliopsida, Poales, Poaceae. The record is from RefSeq and is a predicted model, not a curated record.
UAAAAGUUUUACUUGCAAAUCAUUUUUCGUUUGUAAAAACGCAUUUUCACUUAUUCCUCCAAAAAGCGAAACGAUGGGAGCCUCUAGCUCCAACUCCAGAUCCAAAUUUCCAAAAAAAAAAAUGGCCUCAAAAAAAUUCCUAAAAAAAUCAAACCCAAAUUUCCUCAAAAUGAAAAAUAAAAAAAAAUCCAGAUCCAAAUCGAAAAAUCGAAAGCGAGGAGUCGGAGUCAUCGUCUUCGUCUUCCUCGUGAGGAGGCCGCGCCCACCACCACCUCCACCUCCACCUCGGCCCGCCGCCUUCAAUUUCCCGUGACACACACGGAACUCUGACCACUUCCACUUCCACUCCUACUCCUUCCUCCUCCUACUCCUUGAGAGAGCAGAGAGCAGAGAGCAGGUUGUGAUGGACGACGCCCUCGCGGCCCGCCUAGCCGCGGCCUCCGUCUCCGACCACCCUCCCCCCUCCACCAACGCUGAGCACCUCAUCCACGUCAUGCGCGCCGUCGAGGGCGCCGAGGCCACCAUCCGCAACCAGUUGGAAGAGAACAAUCGCCUCAAGGAGCAACUGUUGCAGAAAACCCGGCAGCUGGAGAGGAUCCGGGAAGAUGCUGCAUCCCAAUCUUCUUCAGCUGGAGUAGCCCAGGACCGCCGUGAAUUCAUUCCUACCAAGGUGGAUGCAUCAAGGUCACCUACCUCUUCAGAAAACUCCCGGACCACCUCUAUGCUUCACCAGAAUGGAGCAUUGGAAACUGGAGAGUCUUCAAUGCAGCAAUCCAUCAGACAAAAGUACCCCGACGGUGCCCAAUCUAAUGGAGCAUCUAAAAGGUCAUCAGGGGAGCAGCCUGCUUUCGACACUGCCGCAAUCUCACACUUCUCUACUCCAUCCUCUCGUUCCAUUUCUCCUACAAGGCAUAGAAAGGAAGGAGAGUAUGAUGCUAGAUCGAACCUAGCUGGACAGGGGUUAUUGCCUGCUCCGGAGACGGCCUCAAACUUGUCAUGGAAGCAGGACCUUACUGCUAAGAUCAAAGAAAAUGAGGAAGAGAUUACACAGUUAAGAAAACAUCUUGCUGACUACUCAGUGAAGCAAUCUCAAAUCCUCAGUGAUAAAUAUAUGUUGGAAAGGCGCAUUGCUCAAAUGCGGAUGGCAUUCGAUCAGCAGCAACAAGAUUUGAUUGAGGCAGCAUCAAAAUCUUUAUCAUAUAGACAAGACAUUAUUGAGGAAAACAUCCGUCUGACAUAUGCAGUGCAGGCUGCGCAACAAGAAAGGACAACUUUCAUAUCUUCGUUGCUGCCUCUUCUGUCUGAAUAUGAAAACCUGCAGCCUUCUGUUCUUGAUGCUCAAUCCAUCGUUAGUAAUUUGAAGGUUUUGUUUAAGCAUUUGCAGGAGCAACUUAUUAUUACUGAGGAGAAAUUAAAGGAGUCACGUUAUCAGGUUACUCCAUGGCAAACUGAUUUAGUGAAUAAUGGCACUCUUCCUGCUACGGAUCCUCUUGGAAAAGCAUUGGUGACUUCAAGCAAAAGCAACCUCGAUAUUGUGCCCCAGACACCGUACCCUCACAUACAAUCUCCAAUGUCUUCCCCUGUUCAAGUUAGAGGUGAUUGGGGUGUAGCAGGGAACAAAAACUGUCAAGUUAUUCCAACUGAUGUUCCUCCAAGAAAUGUAGAUCGUGAUGACAUGGGAAGAAACUCUCUUUCAAGCAGCAACAAGUUCAGGAGGGAUGUUUCUGCUCAAGUAUCUCAGCAUGAUCCACAAUCUGCCCAGUUGGACUUUGAGACCCAGGGUCAAAACCCAGCAUUCAAGCACCUUGGUAGAACUGAUGUAUCAGAUGGUUCUGAGGGUGUUGAAGCCCAACAUGCACGAGAGCCUUCUGCUCAUUGGGGUCAUGGAGACUCAGCUAAUUUGGUAUCUGGCAUUGAGGACACAAACCCUUCAUAUCCCUAUCUUCCUACUGUUCUCGAAGAACCUGGGUCUUCUUUCUCUGAAGCUGCAGAGGAUGAUCCACUGCCAGGCAUAGAGGGGCUUCGAAUCACAGGUGAAGCUUUUCCUGGACGAGAACUCCAAGCAAGUGGGUUCUCCACAAAUGGAACCACAAGUUGUAAUUUUGAGUGGGUGCGCCAUUUAGAAGAUGGCUCCGUAAAUUUCAUAGAAGGAGCAAGGCAACCUAACUAUUUGGUUACUGCCGAUGACGUGGACACUUUACUAGCUAUUGAAGUACAGCCCCUUGAUGAUAGAAAAAGGAAGGGGGAAAUUGUAAGGUUUUACGCUAACGAUCAAAGAAAAAUUACUUGUGAUCCUGAAACAAAGGAGUUUAUCAAGAGAACUCUUGAAAUUGGGCAUAUGUCUUAUGAAGUCCAACUACCUGUGAAGUUUUUAGAUAUGUGGGAACCGGCUGUUUUGGCAAUAAAGAGGGAAGGUUACAGCAUUAAAUGUAAUGGUCAACGAGGCGUGGUUCUCACAGAGAAAUUUCAGCAAGCAACUUCUAUUAAUAUUCCUUACGGGUGUCCAACAGAGUUCCUGAUUACAUCUGCUGAUGGUACUGAAUAUAAUUUAAAGCCAGCAGAAAAUACAAUGUCACGGGAUACUAUUGUUUUGGUUUUAAGAUUGUUCAGAUUUAUGGCGGUUGAGAAGAGGAGAGGAAGGAAAAAGAGCCUUUUCUUCAAGUAGGUUUGGCUCCAAUAACAUGGAGAAUACUUGUUUGUAUUCAUAAUUGAGUGGAAUUUCCUGUAGGAGUGCUGGGUGAUUCAUAUUCUUUCUGCUGUAAAGUUCCAUAGGCGAUUCAAACCCAAGGGCCCCAGACGAUGGGAGUUUUUUCCUUCUUCCUUUUAGAAACUUGAGUAGUGUCAUUGUAAGGGAUGCAAGCGUGCCGCUGGGUAGAAUUGAAGCUAUUCAUACUAAUAAUAGGCAAGGCCAUCAUCAUCAGUUCAUGGGUUAUUUGUUACUUCCAACGAGCUUGAAAUUUUUGAAGAUGGUGCAUUUGUAUAUUAUAUAUGUGCUGUGUAAUUAUAAAUCGAAGUAGAGUAGCUUUAAUUUGGCGAUAGCAGACAUAGUUAAGAUACUUCUGAUGGUAGUAACAUUAAGGAGAAUACUGGCUGAAUGUGAAAGCCUUUUGGCACAAUGGAAGUUGCUCCUACUAAUUGAAAGGUGACAAGUGGAACCUACACGCAUGCGGUAUCGCGUACGGCUGCAAACAAUAUCGGCGUCAGUAAGCCGCAUCUGUUCGUGAAUUAAUUAGUCAAUAAAUUUCUCUGUUUUAAUUUCAUUUCCCUCUGCUGUCAU